Empidonax traillii (willow flycatcher) is the source of this 1124-nucleotide messenger RNA. RefSeq names its product ribosomal RNA processing 36 (gene RRP36). The record is from RefSeq and is a predicted model, not a curated record. NCBI's taxonomy places the organism in Eukaryota, Metazoa, Chordata, Aves, Passeriformes, Tyrannidae. Gene Ontology annotation, cellular component: nucleolus; 90S preribosome. Bases 1 to 849 code for a protein of 282 amino acids. The transcript has 7 exons. Gene Ontology annotation, biological process: maturation of SSU-rRNA from tricistronic rRNA transcript (SSU-rRNA, 5.8S rRNA, LSU-rRNA).
AUGCGGCCGCGCCGGGACCGGGCGGGACGGGGAGGGGGAGGGGGACGGGGACGAGUCGCCGCCGCCGCCACGGAGGGUGAGGAAGAGGCGGCCUUGGAGCAGCCGCUCGGGAGGCUGGAGGCGGUGGAGGGCGAUGGCGACAGUGACGACGGCGGGAGCGUGUCGGGGGCCGAGGAGGCGGAGGCGGCGGGGCCCGGCGGGAGAGAUCAGUCUGACAUGUCUUUUGAGGAACUGCUGCAGAUGCAGAGUGAUGCAAGAACAAGAGUGUGCAAACAGAUGACCAGUGGAAAGAAAACUUCAAAACCUACCAAAGCUAUGCUGAAGCAGCAACAAGGCAAAAAGGGGCCAUUAGAGAUGUCUGCCAAGAAGCCUGUGCCUUUUCUGCGGCAAGUCGUCUCUGUUAGGAAGAAGGUCCACAGAGACCCUCGAUUUGAUGACUUGUCUGGAGAGUAUAAGCCUGAAAUAUUUAUGAAGACGUACAGCUUCCUGGACAGCAUCAAGAAGCAGGAGAAGGAGAUGGUUCAGAAGCAGCUGAAGAAAUGCCGGAACACAGAGCAAAAGGAGAAACUUCAGCAGCUUCUGAACCGUAUGACACAGCAAGAACAGGCACAGAAAAAACAGCAGCAGCUGAGGGAGAGAGAGCUGUCUUUGAAGAGACAACAGAGGGAAUUGGCCAAGCAGGGAAAGAAACCCUUUUUCCUAAAGAAAUCUGAGAAGCGGAAAUUGGAGCUGGCUGAGAAGUAUGCAGAGCUGAAGAGGAGCGGAAAGCUGGAGAGCUUCCUGAGCAAGAAGAGGAAGAGAAAUGCCAUCAAAGACAAGCGCCGUUUACCCUCACAGAAGAGCUUGUGACGUUGGACAGACGUGCUGUUGUCUGGCACUGGGACUCUUUCUGCCUUGGCCAGGCCUGGAAGAUGGCCAUCCUUCCCAGUAUCUGCCUUCCACUGCACAGUGAUGCUGUAAGGCAGCAGAGCAGAGGCUGAACUGAAGGAAAUAGUGAGUUUUUUGUAGCUGAAAUAUCCUCUUAGCUUGUGGUUUAGACCAUGGGUGGUGACAAAUGCGUGAUGCAGAUGCUUAUGGUGUUGACAGCUGUUUUUGUCCUUGCACCUGCUCAUUUCUAACUCUAG